Messenger RNA from Pseudogymnoascus verrucosus, 4503 nucleotides. It is a transcript of the gene STE20, whose product is annotated as signal transducing kinase of the PAK. Lineage: Eukaryota; Fungi; Ascomycota; Leotiomycetes; Thelebolales; Thelebolaceae. The transcript is spliced from 4 exons. The record is from RefSeq and is a predicted model, not a curated record. Gene Ontology annotation, molecular function: protein serine/threonine kinase activity; ATP binding. Gene Ontology annotation, cellular component: cytoplasm. The coding region runs from base 1248 to 3830 and encodes 860 amino acids. Gene Ontology annotation, biological process: intracellular signal transduction; protein phosphorylation; regulation of MAPK cascade.
CCCUUCUCGAUCCCCUUCUCGAUCCCCUUCUCGAUCCCUUUUCGAUCCCUUUUCGAGACCCUUCGAUUCCCCUUCUUCAUGCCCUGAUCUGAUCCCCUCAACGACCAUCCCAACCCAUCGUUUCUCCGACCCCAAACGUCCCUCUUGAAAACAGAAACCGAACAGAAACCACUUGCACCGCCCCAUUGCAUACUCGUAUACUAUGUAUAUACUCUGUAGGGCCUAGGGGCUUUAAUGCGGACAAACAGAACAACGAUUCACAGCCACAGCGACUGAUCAGUCACCCCUUCAGGCCUCUUGCUGGUUGUUCUAUGUGUUCUUUGCUCCAUACUUCAUGUUUCCAUGUACUGUAUGUGCAUAUAUACAUACAAGUACUCUUACCCCAUCUACCUACUCUGCAACACACUUCACAGACAGAUUGUGCAUGAGGGGCGGAGUAGUCCACUACUAACGCCCAUUACUCGUCCUCAUUGGUCGAAUUGCCCUAGAACAAACAGCUACCCACCAUAUUUCCCCCCUCCGACCCAGUUAAUGUUAGUACUCUAGACUGCCUCUAGACUGCACUACUCCGUACACUACUAUUCACUACUAUUCACUACUCUCCACUACUCUGUACACUUACUCCGUGCUCCAAACAACACUUCGGAGUGGCAGAGUGGUAGAAUAAGGUACUCUCUCUAGGAAAGGUACUUAACCUUACUACACAAUUAGUAUACAAUUAGUAUACACUUUGUUCCUGUUUUUAUGUACCUUUUCUAAUGUUAGUACUCCUGGUCCUAACAACUAACAGUAACAAACACCACUAACAACAGUUACUGUGAGAACUGUGGCAAUCCACACCCACUUUACCACUUUACUACCACUUUACCACUGCUGUACCACCGAAACUGCGCAACCUCCCAAACCCAGAAAGGAACCUAUCCCAUCCUAUCCUGUCCUAUCCUAUCCAACUUUACGACUAUUUACGACCAAUCUACCAAUUUCUAUACCACUAUACCACUAUACCACUAUACCAACUAUACACUCUACGCGACACUACGCCGCCUUCAGCAAAACUGUGACCAUCAUCCCUCUUCGUCCUACCUCUCAACUUGCUCUUCCUCGAUAUCUCCCCGCUUCCUCCUCUGCCGCCCUGUCCUCCCGCCCAGUCGGAAAAAGUGUGAGAGUGUGAUAGAGACAGAGAGUGUGAGAGAGUGUGUGAGAGAGACAAAAAUAAAUCUCGCCUCUUCUCCCCCGUGAGACCUGUCAUGGAGGAGAUUAAGAGCACAACCCGCAGAUUGACGAAGAAACCGCCUCCACACCUCCACCAGUCCGUCUCUCGCGCCUCCGAUUCCACCUCCAACUCUCGACUCGACAACCUCUCAAUCCGCAGUCAACGCAGUUCCACCAGCCUCCAACGCGCACCCUCUGCGCCCUUCCCGCGCACCCAUAACAACAACAACUCUGGCCACGUGCGAACGAUAACCUCGCCCAGUUUCGCCGCGUACAGCUCUUCCAACUCGUCUCUCGAUCGCCCCGGCGGCGGUCCAUCUCCAAUCCUGGCGGGCAACGAGCUGCACGCCCCCUCGGGGGCGCAGAAUGUUGGGAAGCGACACUCCAACCCGCAACCGCGCGGUCUGCUCGAGACAUCUUCCGAAGAAUUCGUCGGCGCGCCGUUUGAUGGCACGGGCAUACUCAAUCAGAUGGAUGCGUCGACGGCGUCCGGAUACCAGAACUCGCUGCGGCGGCCGCCACCCCCACCUCUCUCGCAUACGACCCCGUUGCCACAAACCACGAGCCCGGCGUUAAGGCACUCGGCGAGCUUUUCGAACGACCGCAAUGAGAAAAAUGUAUCUAGGACGAACGAGAAUCAGAUAAUUAGUCCGAAGAGGUACUCGGACGAGACGAAUCAGCCGAAGAAUUUCGCUUUGCGCAAGAAGACAGGGUUUUCAGGGUUCAUGAACAGCUUAGUUGGGUCCCCGCGGCGCGUUAAUAUCUCGGCACCAGAGAAUCCAGUACACGUUACGCACGUAGGGUACGAUAAUGACACAGGGAAGUUUAUUGGCCUCCCGAAGGAGUGGCAGCGAUUACUUAACGACAGCGGUAUCACGAAGAAGGAGCAGGAACAAAAUCCACAAGCGGCCUACGAUAUCGUGAACUUCUACAAGGACAAUGCAGGAAAGGCAGAAGAUGACACCGUAUGGGAGAAGUUCGACCAUGCGCGAGCACAAGACCCGCGGACGCCUGGGACGAUGUCCCCGCCGAUCACCUCUCCGAACUAUGCGGCGGCUAUGAGCCCGAUGAUGAGCCCACCUGCGAGUCCUCGAUUCCCACCUACGGAAACAAGCUUUGAGAAUCCGCGGUCGCCGCCGCCGGUACCCCGCUCGACCCCCAUGAUGUCUACUGGGCCCUUUGUUCCAAAAGAUACCGGGUUAGUGCCGAGCAGGCCAGCCCCAAAACCACCAGCCAGUGGUCCAGGCCGGGCUGCUCCUACGCCUCCAAUAAUCGUCAAGGAUACUGGCGUUCCGCGACAAAGCACCGAUCUUCCCGCGUUAACCUACGUCCCUCCGGCUGAAUCCCAGAAUGGGAUGGCUAUGCUACCCGAAGAACACCGUUCGCGCUCGAGGUCGAAUUCGAAAGCAGCUGGACCCUCGCCGUACGCCCAACCGCCACAGCAGCAAGCGCAGCCACAGCCAUUGUCCCCACAGCAGAUCUAUCAACAGCAAAUAGUGAAGCAGCAGGAGCAGGCAAUGACCCAGGCGCAACAGGCCAUGAGCGUGCAGCGCAGCCAGAGCAAGCGUCAACAGACCCAGCAGCCAACUCCACCCCACUCCCAGCACCAACCCGCCCGCGCCGUAGCGGAUCCCAAUGGCAUUCCAGCCCCUAACACGCAAGCCCGGAAUGUGCCAGGACCGCGCCCGCGCCAACGCGCGCGACAGAGCACGAGCCUGGAUAUCGUUGACCGACUGAAGAGGAUCUGUACGGACGCUGAUCCGCGGGAGAUUUACAGGAACCUGAAUAAGAUUGGGCAGGGAGCGUCUGGUGGCGUUUACAUGGCGUAUGAGCGCGUGACCAACCGCUGUGUUGCGAUCAAGCAGAUGAACCUCGAGCAGCAGCCAAAGAAGGAUCUGAUUAUUAAUGAGAUCUUGGUGAUGAAGGAUAGCUCGCAUCCUAAUAUUGUCAACUUUAUCGAUAGUUACCUUGUUGGUGGCGAUUUGUGGGUCACGAUGGAGUAUAUGGAGGGAGGUAGCUUGACGGAUGUCGUGACGUUCAAUAUCAUGACUGAGGGUCAAAUUGCGUCCGUCUGCCGCGAGACGCUCAAGGGGCUGCAGCAUUUGCACUCCAAGGGCGUUAUCCACCGCGACAUCAAGUCGGAUAACAUCCUUCUCUCCAUGGACGGCAACAUCAAACUUACCGACUUCGGCUUCUGCGCCCAAAUCAACGAAUCCCACAACAAGCGCACCACCAUGGUCGGCACCCCCUACUGGAUGGCUCCCGAGGUUGUCACGCGCAAGGAGUACGGCCGCAAAGUCGACAUCUGGUCCCUCGGCAUCAUGGCCAUCGAGAUGAUCGAGGGCGAGCCGCCGUACCUCACCGAGUCGCCGCUGCGCGCCCUCUGGCUCAUCGCUACGAAUGGCACGCCGGCGAUCAAGGACGAGGCGGCGCUGUCGCCGGUGUUUAGGGAUUUCUUGUACUUUGCGCUUAAGGUUGAUCCUGAGAAGAGGGCGUCGGCUCAUGAUUUGUUGAGGCACGACUUCAUGAAACUCUGCUCCGACCUCAACCAGCUCUCCCCCCUCGUCGUCUCAGCGCGCAAAGCGCGCCAGCAAGAGCGCGCUAUGAAGGGGAACUAAGAUACCCCGCAGCGUUUCGUAUCGCAAGCGCCUGUAUCGUUGUUGCAGCAACCCCCCUUAUUUUUCGGGUUAUUUUUAUUUAUCUUUUUGUGAUGAUUCUUAUUUUUACUUUUUUAGUUUUUUUUUUGGAAUGAUGCGAUUGUAGUCUUGUGACAGAGAGACAGACUCAGCAUGGCGUUUUGGGCGUUUUUGUGCCAUGGGAUGGGGCACAAACUUCUCAACUCGGAUGUAGUGGAGAGGGGUAUGAGAGAUGUUGAAUGGAGAUAUGGACGGGGUUGGUGGAGACAUGAGGAAGGGGGAUGCGGAAUACCAAGAACUUUUUGUGAAAAAGUCGAUGAGCGUUUUUAAAGAGGAGGAUAUUUGAAAUAUUUUCUUUUGUCUUUUUGAGAGAGGAUGUGAUGAUGCAGAGAUGAGGACGAUGAGUGAGGGAGGAAGGAGGUGUAUAUAUCAUGCCGUUUAUAUGGCCUGUGAUCUAGGACUGGACCGGACAGGACAGGGAUGAGGCGGGCUCUCAUGGCGGGGCCCUUUGGGGUUGAUUUAAGGGUACGAUUUUUUGAUGGGAGGAUGGAUUAUGUAUGGAGAAUUUUUAUUGCCCGCCCAAGAGAUGGCUGAUGGCUGGAUGAAAGGGGGUGGGUGGGUAAAAGCUUGAAUAGAACGCUAGUGAUCAUGGAUC